UGGAGUACAGAGGGGUCAGUAGUACACAAUGCUGCUCAGCUAUCCGGCUACAGAUCCUCUCACAGAGUUACCUGGUGGUCUCCUCUCGCAGCAGCCUGUCUUUAUCUGCCUGACGUGUCUUCCUCUUAUUAAUGUGCUGUGAUGAGGACAUUGCAGCAUCACAGGGACCUGUAUAACCAGUUCCCGGGGCCACCCGCGUGUCUUUAGAGGAAAUGACUAAAGUGAAUCAUCCUCUAGCUGGGAGGGUUUUACGUAUUGUCCUCUAGCCAUUGUGUUAUUGCCAUAUAGCGAUCCCGUAGUGCGGAGCACAGCAGCAGCGAUGUCUUUCCCUCCUAUCCUGCAGCACAAGCCGGCGCUUCCCUCCAGGCUGCUGCUCAGCAAAGCCGCAGAGAGAGGAGCACCACCCCGGCACCCCUCACCUCUCGUCGGCACGAAGGGGACCGCAAUGGACAAGGAGGACCUGUCGCGCUCUUGGCCGUCCGUCACUCUCCGGAGGCAGUUGGAGAGGAGGCACAGGGCUAGUGCCUCAAACCUCAGCCAGCCAGUAGACAUUGUACAUCCUGCCCGGCGCUUUCUGGGACAGGUUCCCAGAGGGAUGACUCGCUCCUACGAGAGCAUAAUACAGCCUGGUCCAGCAGCUUUAACCCGGGCCAGACGGGAACUAGCCAAAGACCCCUCCAGGAGACCCCAGCAACAAGCACAGCUGGCCCACCCGGCGCAGGAUCACAUGGCUGCCAUGCAUCAGUGCUCCCAGAGGCUGCAGCCUCAUCCUGAGCCCCCGCAGCCCGCAGACGUGCACUUCUCCCUGUGCCUGACACCCGAAUCCAUCCUGGUCAUCCAGAAAAGGAACUUUGAGAAACAACUCGCCCAGCAGCAGCAGCGCAGUGCCCACUCCCGGAGGGUGUGCGCCGGGGGCAGCUGGCACCUUAGGUGUCCCAGGAGCCGCAUGGAGCCCAUACAGAGCAGCCCCCUGCAGCGAUCGGCUCCAGAUGUCAGUGAGCUAGUGAAAAUAUCGUUGCUGAACGAGCAACAUCGCUACGAUGAUAUGGAGUAUGAAGACGAGUGCUGGCUGAGGGAGGGGGAUGAGGGACUGGUGAGAAAGUGCACGGAGUGGCUGCAGGGGGUAGAGAUGGCCGCAGGGAGAGACAGAAACCUCCAAGACAAGCUGCAGGCGCUGCCCCACCUCAACACAUUCUGACAUCGAAAACAUAUGCUGUAUAUAAAUAUAUCAAUACAAAGUUUCUAUAUUGCUCUACGCAGGACUCUUGUGUGAGUACGCAGACUGCCUUUCUGAUGGACCUCAAGGCUGAAAUGAAAAUCAGUGAAUCUUUUCUGUAAAUGUAAUUAGGGUCUCCACCACCAUUAAAAAUAAUUUACAGCUUCCCCUAAGGGACACAGAGGAAAGUUUCAUCUUACAAAAGCGACUAAACUACAUCAUUGUUUUAGUUAUGGGGAUUGUUGCUUUAUUGCCCAUUGGACGUUUGCAGCAAGGAUUUCUCUUUGGAGUACAGGCUAAACCUGUUUUUAUUUAACUUGGAGUCAACUGGCUUUUAAUUGCCUUUGUGUAAUGCACCAUCGUGAUCCAUCAAUGUGACUGGUCUCUAGUGUUGAGGACUGAUGUUUCUGGGUGGGAGUGUGUGCCUUAUUUUCUUUGAUGUGUGUUAAAAUACAAAUACCAAUCAAGUACGUUUUAUUUGUUUCACUUUCACCCAAUAUUAAAAAAGUUCGAUAUUCUCUGCUGUCUGAGUCUCAGGCAUAUUCAUUAUCACUUCAUUUCUACAAAAGUAGGUGAAAAUGAACAUUUUCACCUACUUUUGUAAAAAUAAAGUUUUGGGUUCAUUCAUUAUGAAGGUAACGCAGGAGAUAUAACAAAUUUCGCCAUCUACAGAUGGCAAAUGCUCCCGCACCCCCACUGCUUACCCAUUGGAAGCAGUCCCGGCUUGUGAAGAGGGAUCCAUCCACCCCUGUCCGGCUUCUUCCGCCGCACUUAGGGGUCUAUUCAUGUAGAAAACGAAAACAUAAUUGCUACUUAUCACUAUACAUCGCAUCUCUUCGAUGCGAUGUAUAGCUGUGAUAAGUAGCAAUUCAUGUAUACUCACCCUUCCGACGAUGCGCUGCGGUGUCUGGGGCUCCUGCGGUGAGGUCUUCUCCAGCGGUCCCUCCUGCGAUGCGCGGAGUCCAGCGGCGGGUCCCUUUGCGCAUGCGCAGCUUGAUGACCUCCCGGCAGGCCGCAGUGGUUGCUGGGAGGUCGGGGGGCGGAGCCAGCACGAGGUGCCGAGCAGCGAUCAGGGAAGCAUUGAGCUUCCCUGACGUCUCCGCACUACAGUUCAGGUUACGCCGUCCUCAGAUGGCGAACCUGAACUCCAUGGAGAAGCGGAAAGCAGAGCUUUCCGCACCUUCAUGAAUUGCACUCACCAUACAAAGGUAUGGUGAUGCGAUUCAGGCACAGAGCGGGGGUACCGCUGGAGAAGUCAGAGACUUCUCUACGGUAACCGGCUCUGUGAAUUGCGGUAAGCAGAGAAAAGCCCUGUUUAACGCAAAACAGGGCUUUUCACUGCUGCAUGAAUAGACCCCUUAGUGCUAACCCUGACAAAUUUUAUUCACUGCUGUGGUGGCGCCCGCUUUGAGUCAGAAUGUUAAUUAACAUGAUGAAUAUGCCCCUCUGUGUUAAAAUAUAUUCUUAUUUGUCUAUGAAUAGAGUUUUAUAAAAAAAAAUUAUAUUGUUGAGUCCCAAAAAUAAUAAUACAUCUGUGCCACUUCCUCAUCAUAGGACCAAUACAAAGCACUGCAUUUCAGUUGGGGCUUUAAGAGUAUCCAUUGAUUCCUGAUAAAAAAAAAAAUUGCUGAAUGGAGAAUCUCUGGCAACCAGUGAUUGGCACCAGGCUUAUGAAGAAUUAGUCCCCCUGACUGGGAGUACUUGCUUUCAUUUAGUUUCCAUAUUCAUUUCUUGUGUUGUAGGGAAGAAAACUAUUUCAAAAAUUUUUUUUAUAUGAGAAAGCAAUCAUUUUUUUAAUUGUGUGUUUUAUUUGCAAAUAAAAUUAUUAAUAUUGUAUUAUUUAUAAUUUAUUUCCUAUACAUGACUGGAGGUAUUUUGUACCUCAAUGUAUAGAAUCAUUAUACCUGUAACUAAGAUGUGUCAGUCAUUGGAUUUUUAUUUUUUUAUUCAAACUUUACUGUUUUGUUUUUUUCUGGACUUUUUUUUUUGCUGAAAUAAAUCUGUUUUUGCAUAAGUGUACUAUGAAACAUAGGUCAAAGGUGAAGGGAAAACAUUUUCAAGAGUCAUCAGAAAUUGCAUUCAGAUUAAUAGGCCAACUUCAUUCAUUUUCCUAACAUAUGAGCAAGUUUU
This is a messenger RNA of Pseudophryne corroboree (corroboree frog), 3346 nucleotides long. It is a transcript of the gene PRR18, whose product is annotated as proline rich 18. The record is from RefSeq and is a predicted model, not a curated record. The coding region runs from base 320 to 1198 and encodes 292 amino acids. Lineage: Eukaryota; Metazoa; Chordata; Amphibia; Anura; Myobatrachidae. The transcript has a single exon.